This is a messenger RNA of Varanus komodoensis (Komodo dragon), 1906 nucleotides long. RefSeq names its product cathepsin Z-like. Gene Ontology annotation, cellular component: lysosome. Gene Ontology annotation, molecular function: cysteine-type endopeptidase activity. The transcript is spliced from 6 exons. Bases 79 to 993 code for a protein of 304 amino acids. The record is from RefSeq and is a predicted model, not a curated record. Lineage: Eukaryota; Metazoa; Chordata; Lepidosauria; Squamata; Varanidae.
CGCUGCAGCACCUCGGCCACCCGAACCAUUUUGCCAGGCCGCUGUCCUCAGGGGAAGCCCUCUGCCUGCCAGCCCACCAUGCCCGUCUGUUGCCGCCUGCCCGCUUUUAUCUUGGGGCAGCUCCUCUGCAUUUAUGUCCACCUUGCUGCCGCCGGCCUCCACUUCAAGGAAGGGCAGAGCUGCUACAAGCCGCUGCCGCGCAAGCCAGCCGGGGUGAGGACGUACCCUCGUCCGCAUGAGUACCUGGACCUCUCUGCCCUGCCCAAGAGCUGGGACUGGCGAAACGUCAACGGAAUCAAUUACGCAAGCGCCACACGCAACCAGGGCGCCCCGCAGUACUGUGGGUCCUGCUGGGCUCAUGGUUCCACCAGCGCCCUAGCAGAUCGCAUCAAUAUCAAGAGGAAAGGCGCUUGGCCCUCUGCUUUCCUCUCAGUUCAGCAUGUGGUCGACUGUUCCAGAGCCGGUUCGUGCGCCAAAGGUGGCGAUGACAGUGGUGUGUGGGAAUACGCUCAUGAGCACGGCAUCCCAGAUGAGACUUGCAACAAUUACCAAGCUAAAGAUCAAAAGUGCAGUAAGUUUAAUAAGUGCGGAACGUGUGUUACUUAUGGAAAGUGUCACAUAAUAACGAACUACACCUUGUGGAAAGUCGCUGAUUAUGGCUACCUCAGUGGAAGGGAACAAAUGAUGCCAGAGAUCUAUGUCAAUGGACCCAUCAGCUGUUCAAUCAUGGCUACUCCAAAGCUGGAUGAAUACACUGGAGGACUUUUUGCUGAACACCAGAACUCAAUAGACAUAAACCACAUCGUCACUGUUUCUGGCUGGGGAAUAGAAAACGGAACAGAAUACUGGAUUGUCCGCAACUCCUGGGGCGAGCCUUGGGGAGAGCGUGGCUGGUUUAGAAUUGUGACAAGUGCAUAUGAAGCAGGAACAGGAAAAAGCUACAACCUGGGUCUGGAAGAAUACUGCACCUAUGGAGAUCCAAUAAUUCCUUGAGCCCACAAAUGGCUUUUGCUUGUUGCUCACGCUUUUGAAAUAAAUGGGGCUUUACCAGCAAUGCGUUUUCCUUCUUAAGGAAGGGAAGUAUAGCUAUUUAGCAAUGCACACUAAUGAUUAAGCAUUAGCAUAGUACAGUUUGCUUAUUCCAUCAUUGCAUGAAUUCAAACCUGUGAAUAACAUCUGUCAUGAGGGACAACUGUUGGCUGCAGAGAGCAGUGGGGACAUUGGGUGUCUUUGAUUGGAGGCUUUCAUCACUUAUAGAGCAUAUGCAGAUAGCUUUACAGUUUGCCAGAAUAUACGGACCACAACCUACCUAAAAUCAGUAGAGUCUCGUUUUAAACAUGUGCUUAAGCAACCAUGGAACCAAGCCAUCUUGUGAUGUUCCAUGCAACCAGAAUCCUGCAUAGAUCAGUUUCCAGAGGGAUAGCCUCCUGGUGCAAAAGCAAGUCUUGGGGUGCCUUAAAGCGGCCUUCCCCAACAUGGGGUGCUCCAGAUGUGUUGGAUGGGAAUUGUAGUCUAACACACUUGCAAGGCCAGGCCCCAUGUUGGGAAAGGCUGCCUUAAAGACGUGAGGCAUUUAUUGUGUUAUAAAGUUUUAUGUCUACAAAAAUAUAUGGCAGAAUAAAUUUGGUAGUAUUUAAGGUGUUCAGACUCUGUUACUUCGGCACUGAGGGACACUGCCUAGAGAUAACUGGACGUUUUGUUGAUUCAUCUUAGAUAGACUUAUUGCUCACAAUAUGAUUCCACGAUUCCAAAACAAAGACAUGAAUAUCGUUGUUCAAUAAGCUCAUAUGCCCAUUGACUAAGUGUGAACUCUUGUAAUAUGCAGCUGUGAGUCCUGCUCCAUCCAGUCUUCAUUAACAAAGCCAAACAAAAACAUUUUGAUUGUACUUGGAUAAAUUGUUGUGAA